AUGAUGGAUUGCAAGCAGCCCGGCCUGAGGGAGCUUCCUCCGCCUCCGUCAAGGAAGCUCGAAAUGGUCGUCAUCUCGAAUCAGACUUUUCGCAGCAGUGUGUUAAGUUCUCUAACCUUGAAACCCUACUGGUCUCCUGAGUUCGGCGGCGAAGUGCGACUGAAAUUGCUCAAGAUACGCUACUGCAACAUAGCCAGCCUGACACGCGGCGCCUUCAGCAACCUGGGUCUCCAGUUGGAGGAGUUAGACCUCAGUGGCAAUCCGUUGAAAACAAUCGAUGCUUUCGUUUUCAGUGGACUUAAAUUGAAAAGUCUCUUUCUGAACAACCUCCCCAGACCAGUAAUAGAUGAUAAUGCUUUUUCUGGGGUUCUGGAGGUGAAUAGCCUCAGCCUGCAAAAUUCGCGCCUCACUCAGCUGUCGUAUCCUGCUCUACUUCAGUUGACUCAGUCAAACUUCCUUAAAAACCUUUUUCUCCAUGGUAACCAACUCUCCAAAGUCGAGGCUUCAUUUGAGCACAUAUUUCGGACGUUGCAGAGUUUUGAACUGACAGGAAAUCCCUGGCACUGCGACUGCAAUCUACUCUGGCUAAUUCAAAUCUACCGACUGAGUCGUAUCAAUGGAGCCCAGAUGUCGAGGGUUCACCAGCAACCUGCCUGCUUCGGUCCUGAUGAUUUCACUAAUUUCUCCUUUGACCAGAUCGCACUGAACGACAGUGAGCUUUAUGCGGAGCCCUAUUUCACAGGCAGUCCUCGGCCACUGCUCAUAUGUGAAGUGCCGCGUCUGGAACACCUGGAGGUGGACCUACGCCAAUUCGUGGCCGACCCUAAGAACAGCCAGGCUGUUCUGGGAUGUCUGAUACGCGGUACACCAGAAGUACAAAUCAGCUGGACUCAUCAUCUUGCCACGGGCCAAUCAAGAAAUGUCACUUCACAGGCCGCACUAGCUGCCACCCCUGCUGUCAGUUCUGAGCGACAGGCUUUCGAAUUUUCUCGAGGCAGGGCUCCUGUUUCACGGUGGAGCAGUUCACUGACUGUGAGCCGCUUCAACGCGUCCGACGUAUACUCCUGCACAGGAACUAACCUCCUCGGAAAUGUCUCUGCCACAAUUCGAGUUCUUUGGCCAAAAGGAGCGAAUGCCCCCGCUGUUGUGAAAGGAGCGAAAGAAACGGAGACAGAAGACCCCCUGGGUACGAGGCGGUCUUCAUUUGGCCUUAAUCAUCAGCUGCCCUACGACCAGUACAACGUUUUGGCCAAACGAUUUAGCCUGAUGGACGUAAUCGGUGCUGUGGUGGGCACCUUCCUGGUCACUAUGCUGCUUUUCGUCCUGGCUUAUAGAUCUUCCAGGCUAUACAGCUAUCACAAGUCCAAGUGUAGGGGGCAUAUGAUGCUUACUGGUCUGACAGGCCAGGAGGCCUCCAAACAUUCCCCUGGAGGUACCUCCUCUUCCGGUAUGGCUUCCUCCCUGCUCCGAUUCUCUCAUCCACCGGUAGAGCAGCCGACCAAAGCCCCAACCUUCUUCGACUUUUCGGAGCAGACAGUUCAGACGAGUACCUGCACGGCUCCACCUCCAACUCAUCAAUCGCCUGUGAUGAGGGGCGUCUACAAAAGCGCUGGCCUUGAUGAACAGACAGGCAAGAAUCAACAGGGUCAACGGCAACAGCAGCAGCAGCAACCGACGGUUGCACUCGCCAAACAACAUGACUCAGGUACCUAUAAUUCUCACUCCACUGUCUCCUCCGCCACAGCUAACGGCCAAGGCGCCUACGAGACAGUUUACAACGAGCCGAACCAGAUCAUGUACGAGACUCCGAACGAUGGUCUUACUGGGCAGAACCAGUCCUUCCUCUAUCAACUCGGUGGUCAUUUGAAUAUGCAGGGCUAUCCCGUCCUCCUGAGCGGUACUCUACCUCGCGGUCCGGCUGGGGCAUUUACACAGGUGCCUUUCUCUCUGCCGCCAUCCCAAUACCCUACCUACAUUCCCCCACCACCCUCAAUACAACAGCCGACCCUGCCAGGCACUUCUGCGCUGCCUCGAAUACCACCGGGGUCCUCCGUUGCGAAUGGCAUGACGAUGCCGUCUGGGCAGGGGUACACGCAUUCAGCUAACUUCCCUGCCACAGCCCGGAGUUCCGUGGUCCUGAUCAACACCUCUACUGGCGUCCCAGCUCAUAAUAGAAUCACCUGA
Molecule: messenger RNA, 2184 nt
Organism: Spirometra erinaceieuropaei
Lineage: Eukaryota; Metazoa; Platyhelminthes; Cestoda; Diphyllobothriidea; Diphyllobothriidae
Source: the annotation of a GenBank genome assembly